AUGGCAGUACACCCCCUCCCCUCCCACCAUGGCAGUACACCCCCUCCCCUCCCACCAUGGCAGUACACACCCUCCCCUCCCAUCUUGGCAGUACACCCCUCUCCACCCAUCAUAGCAGUACGCCCCCUCCCUUCACAUCAUAGCAGUACACCCCUCCCCUCCCACCAUGACAGUGCACCCCCUCCCCUCCCACCAUGGCAGUACACACCCUCCCCUCCCACCAUGACAGUGCACCCCCUCCCAUCAUGGCUGUACACCCCCUCCCUUAAUAUCAUAGCAGUACACCCCUCCCCUCCCACCAUGACAGUGCACCCCCUCCCAUCAUGGCAGUACACCCCCUCCCUUAAUAUCAUAGCAGUACACCCCUCCCCUCCCACCAUGACAGUGCACCCCCUCCCAUCAUGGCUGUACACCCCCUCCCUUAAUAUCAUAGCAGUACACCCCUCCCCUCCCACCAUGACAGUGCACCCCCUCCCAUCAUGGCUGUACACCCCCUCCCUUAAUAUCAUAGCAGUACACCCCUCCCCUCCCACCAUGACAGUGCACCCCCUCCCAUCAUGGCUGUACACCCCCUCCCUUAAUAUCAUAGCAGUACACCCCUCCCCUACCACCAUGACAGUGCACCCCCUCCCAUCAUGGCUGUACACCCCCUCCCUUAAUAUCAUAGCAGUACACCCCUCCCCUCCCACCAUGACAGUACACCCCCUCCCAUCACAGCAGUACACCCCUCCCCUCCCAUCAUGGCAGUACACCCCCUCCCCAAACCAUCAUAGCAGUACACCCCUCCCCUCCCAUCAUGGCAGUACACCCCAUCCCCCAAUCAAAGUAGUACACCCCCUCCCCUCCCAUCAUAGCAGUACACCCCCUCCCCCAAUCAAAGUAGUACAUCCCCUCCCCUCCCGUCAUAGCAGUACACCCCCUCCCCUCCCAUCAUAG
Messenger RNA from Haliotis rufescens (red abalone), 936 nucleotides. RefSeq names its product extensin-2-like. The record is from RefSeq and is a predicted model, not a curated record. NCBI's taxonomy places the organism in Eukaryota, Metazoa, Mollusca, Gastropoda, Lepetellida, Haliotidae. The coding region runs from base 1 to 936 and encodes 311 amino acids. The transcript has a single exon.